This is a messenger RNA of Capsaspora owczarzaki ATCC 30864, 1113 nucleotides long. Its product is annotated as tax interaction protein 2. Gene Ontology annotation, molecular function: protein binding. Lineage: Eukaryota; Filasterea; Ministeriida; Capsasporidae. The record is from RefSeq and is a predicted model, not a curated record. The coding region runs from base 28 to 933 and encodes 301 amino acids. The transcript is spliced from 5 exons.
CUUAUUUGCUUUGAAGACCAGACAAACAUGCCGAUUUUUGGCAAGAACGAGGGCGCCGCGGCUCCAGCUGCUGCUGCCAAGCCAGGCCAGCGAGUCGAGUUCUCCUUCUCGACGCAGCUCGCUCACGGCAGCGCCACCAAGAAGAUCUCCAACUUUUCCAACGUCAAGGAGAUGUACCAAGCCAUCUCAACCGCCUUCAGCGUUCCCUUCGGCGAUAUCGUCUUCUGCACGCUCAACACACCCAAGAUCGACAUGAACCGCCUGCUCGGUGGCCAGAUUGUCUUUGACGACUUUAUCUUUGCGCACUUGCGCGGCGAGACCAAGGUCGCUGAGGUUGAAAAGACCUCGUCGACCCUGGGUCUGUCCAUCACCGACAACGGCGCUGGCUCGGCCUUCAUCAAGCGCAUCUACCCGGAUUCCAUCCUCGCCAAGAUCCCGCAGGUCUCUGUCGGCGAUCUCAUCGAGGAGAUUAACGGCGUCUCGAUGCUCAACAAGCGCCACUCGGACGUUGCCAACACCCUCAAGGAGGUUCCCGUUGGCUCCAAGUUUGUGCUCAAGCUGGCUGCAGUCAAGCGUCAAGGCGGCGAUGAGAAGCAUGCUACUCCUGCUGCUGCUGCUGCCGCUGCCGCCGCUGCACCCGCCGUCAAGCCACCGGCAGAGGAGAAGCCGGCCGCCCCGAGCACCCAGAAUUUCAGCGAUGCCAACAACUCGGCCGCGAUUGCCACCAAGGUCGAGGAUCUGCUUGAGAGCUUCAUGGGCAUCCGUGAUGGCGAUCUUGCUAGUGAAAUGAUCUCGCUGGCCGAUGGUUUGGAGAACAAGGAGCAGUUCAUCGAUCUUGUUCAGGAGAACCUUGGCGCGUUCGAGUUCCCUGACGAGUUCAGCUUGGACGUUUGGGACGUCAUUCACGGCGGUGAGGCUGCCCUCUUCACAUAAAGAGCGACGCACACACAAAAAAAACCCACAGGCUGGUGCUUGGUGGUUUUUUUUCUUGUUGUUCUCUGGCUCAGAGUUGUUCCAAUCGUUGUUCAUUGGCGCGUGCUUUUUGAUUUCGAAUGGACAAGUAAUAUGACUUUUUUUUCCAACAUGUCCCUCCCCUCCCUCCCCUCCCCCGGG